Prinia subflava (tawny-flanked prinia) is the source of this 1791-nucleotide messenger RNA. RefSeq names its product cytochrome P450 4F3-like. The record is from RefSeq and is a predicted model, not a curated record. NCBI's taxonomy places the organism in Eukaryota, Metazoa, Chordata, Aves, Passeriformes, Cisticolidae. Gene Ontology annotation, molecular function: heme binding; monooxygenase activity; iron ion binding.
AUGGGGAGGGACCCCGGGGCCCCCACUGCCAACGUGAUCCCCACAGACGGGAACCCUGUGCGGCCCGGGGCCCCCACUGCCAACGCGAUCCCCGCGGACAGGAACCCUGUGCGGCCCGGGGCCCCCACUGCCAACGCAACCCCUGCGGACGGGAACCCUGGCCAGAGCACGGAGCAAGGCCUCCAGCAGGUGGACACCUUGGUGGCCCGGUACCGUCAUGGCUGCCUCUGGUGGGGGCUUCCCUGGCUGCCCGUCCUGCGCCUCUUCCACCCCAGCACCCUCCGGCCACUCCUCAGAGCCUCAGCUUUUGUGGCCCCCAAGGACAAAAUUUUCUACGGCUUCCUCAAGCCCUGGCUGGGGGAGGGGCUGCUGCUGAGCGGCGGGCAGCGCUGGGCGCGGCACCAGCGGCUCCUGACGCCCGCCUUCCACGGGGAUGUGCUCCGGAAUUACCUGGGAAUCUUCAACCAGAGCACCCGCGUGCUGCUCGCCAAGUGCGAGGCAGCAGCAGCAGCAGCUGGCGGGGGGCCGGUGGAGUUGGAGGUGCUGCAGCCCCUGAGUCUCCUCACCCUGGACACGCUCCAGAAGUGCAUCUUGAGCCACGAGAGCCACUGCCAGGAACGGCCCAGCGAGUACAUCCAGGCCAUCCUGGAGCUGAGCUCGUUGGUGGUCCAGCACCAGCUCUGGCCACUCCUCCACCCGUGGUGGCUCUACAGCCUCUCCUCUGACAGCCGGCGCUUCGCCCGCGCCUGUGCCACCGUCCACGCCUUCACCGCCAACGUGGUGCAGCGCCGGCACCGUGCACUCGCCUCCCUGGGCCACCAGGCCUGGCUGGAUGGCCACCUGGGACACAGCAUGGACUUCAUCGACCUCCUGCUGCUCACCAAGGACGAGAACGGCCACACCCUGUCAGAUGAGGACACAGCAGCUGAGGCUGACACCUUCAUGUUUGAGGGCCACGACACCACGGCCAGUGGCCUGGCAUGGCUCUUCUACAACCUGGCCAGCCACCCUGAGCACCAGGAGAGGUGCUGCCAGGAGGUCCAGCAGCUCCUGGCUGGCCAGGACACUGCAGACAUUGAAUGGGAGGACCUGUCCCAGCUGCCCUUCACCACCAUGUGCAUCAAGGAGAGCCUUCGGCUGCACCCUCCUGUCACUGCUGUCCGGCACUGCACCGAGGACAUCCCCCUGUGUGAUGGCCGUGUCAUCCCCAAGGGGGUCAUCUGCCUGAUGAGCAUCUAUGGGACUCACCACAACCCAGACCUCUGGCCCAAGCCCAAGGUGUUCAACCCCCUGAGGUUCAGCCCAGAGAACAGCAAGGGACGGUCCCCAUCAUCCUUCAUCCCCUUCUCUGCUGAGCCCAGGAACUGCAUCGGGCAGAGCUUUGCCAUGGCUGAGAUGAAGGUGGUAGUGGCACUGACCCUGGCCCGGUUUGUGCUGCCGAGGGACGCAGCGAGGCCACCCCCGCGCCGCAAGCCCGAGCUGAUCCUGCGUGCCGAGGACGGGAUCUGGCUGCUGCUGGAGCCACUGGUGGGACUGGCCUGAGGGACACGGGUCACCACGACAUGGGGACACUCUGCAAGGUGUCUGGAGGAAGAGCAGGGAAUUAACGGUAGCAUGAAGGGGACAGUAUCGUGGUGGUGGUGGGGAUGUGUUGUCCUUGGUCAUGGCAAACCUCAUGGCAUGGACAUGGACACCCACGGACUUGUCCCCUAGGCCACUUGACACCAUCCAUGGCCACGUCCCUCAUGUCCUCAUGCAUGGCCAUACAUGCCCAUGUCACCAUCUGUGUCU